AUUGAUGACGAUGAUGAUGAUGAUGACGAUCUGCAGCAUCACAGAAGAUGGCUGCAAAUUCAGCAACAUCAGCAUGAUGACCAAGACGAUAUACUGCCGAAACUACUAUCCCAUAGAAGAUCCCCGCAACACAAGAUAGAUAACGAUGAUGAUGAUGAAACGUGGCAACAGGAUCAACAAAUGAGGAGAAGACUGCAAGAACUUACGCUAAAGUUGGCCGACGACCGCGAUGAUGAUAAUCGACUGAGAGCUGACGUACACAGAUAUGACCUCCGUCUAGACGAUGAUCGUAAUGAUGAACAACUACGGAAAUCUGAUGACAAUUCAAACCUCGAUGUUCUAGCAAAGGAAUUAGACAACUUAGCAGCGAAAUAUAAAGGGCGCGGCGUAUUGAAAGUCGGAUACAACCCGCCAUUAGUUAGAAAUGUAAUUAAAAUUUCAUUAUCUUUAAUGAGUCUACUGUAUGUAUGAUAGACAAUCAAUUAAAAACAUGUGCUUUACAGGU
This is a messenger RNA of Pieris rapae (cabbage white), 505 nucleotides long. RefSeq lists its product as uncharacterized. The record is from RefSeq and is a predicted model, not a curated record. Lineage: Eukaryota; Metazoa; Arthropoda; Insecta; Lepidoptera; Pieridae. The transcript is spliced from 14 exons. Bases 181 to 471 code for a protein of 96 amino acids.